AUGUUUAUUACCAAUGCCGGCAAACCUCCAGUGACAGAUUUGGAGACAAGGGCUUCCAGUUUACAAUCUGCUGUUCGUUUUGCGAAGCGGUGGAGCUUGUCCAGUAUGAUAUUUGCCUCCGCCACCCUCAUCAGCUGCCCCAGACUCAUUGGAUAUGUUAAGCAAUCCGGAUUGGCAUGUGGCUCAUACAGACUCCAAAACAACAUUCCAGAGAAUGCAAAAGCGCAAGCAGCUGCUGGCAUUAACAUAUUAAUGGCCGAUAGAGUUGGACUGAUCUCUGGAGCUCUGAGUAACAGUGGCUAUCUCUAA
Messenger RNA from Aspergillus fischeri NRRL 181, 309 nucleotides. RefSeq lists its product as uncharacterized. The record is from RefSeq and is a predicted model, not a curated record. Gene Ontology annotation, molecular function: glycerophosphocholine phosphodiesterase activity. Bases 1 to 309 code for a protein of 102 amino acids. NCBI's taxonomy places the organism in Eukaryota, Fungi, Ascomycota, Eurotiomycetes, Eurotiales, Aspergillaceae. Gene Ontology annotation, biological process: glycerophospholipid catabolic process. The transcript is spliced from 2 exons.